Messenger RNA from Xyrauchen texanus (razorback sucker), 5918 nucleotides. Its product is annotated as myosin-11-like. Lineage: Eukaryota; Metazoa; Chordata; Actinopteri; Cypriniformes; Catostomidae. Gene Ontology annotation, molecular function: GTP binding. The transcript has 7 exons. The record is from RefSeq and is a predicted model, not a curated record. Bases 63 to 4076 code for a protein of 1337 amino acids.
CUCCGAAAUUUCUAGUCUGUGAUUUCGCUGGUGCAGUCGGGAGAGUUGCCGAAAUCUGAAUAAUGGCAUCCUCCAGCGACACACCAGAGAUAAAAGGAAGAAGGGGAAGCUUUGAUUUUGAUUAUCCAAAUAUGAGUGAUUUGAGGUUCGUUCUGCUGGGGAAGAAUGCUUCAGAAAACAGCCGCGUUAAAAACUUCAUCUUGAGAAUAGAUAAAAAGGGAGCUUCUCCAGUUUUUGUUGAACAGCAGAUUGAGGUGAUUGGAGGUCAGGUGGAAGGCAAACACAUUAUGGUCAUCAACACUCCUCAUCUGCUCCAACCAAACAUCUCAAAUCAUCAGAUGACACAGAGAGUGAGAGAGUGUGUGUCUCUGUCUGCUCCAGGACCUCAUGUGUUCAUACUCGUACUGCAGAAUAAAGACUUCAGUGAUGAGGACAGAAACAGAGUGAAAACUGUACUGAAAGAAUUCAGUGAUCAGGCCAUUAAACGCACCAUACUCGUGACUACUGAUGAAAAGACAUACGCCACCAUGGCUACUUCUGUGAUGAAGACUAAUGCUGUUCUUAAGUUAGCACAAAUCUGUGGAGGAGGACAUCUUCAUUAUGAUGAAAGAACUACAGACUGGCACUCUCAGAUGUUUCAAAGAAUAGCAAAGAUAAUUAAGGAAGAACGUGAAGAAUAUCUCACAUGUGAACAAUAUGAUGAUGCGGAAGAAGGAACACCAGUGGACGAAGAACCAAGCAGAUCUGGAGGUGCAGUCAGAGCUGAAGAGGACUGUUCUACUCAUGAAGAGCGCCAUAAAAAGGGAAAAGAAAUGAAGAGAAACCACAGUCCAGAUGGUGAUCGUCCCAACAUGAGUGAUUUGAGGAUUCUUCUGCUGGGGAAAAAUCUUUCAGAAAACAACCGAGUGGGAAACUUCAUCUUGGAUGAAAACAUGUUUGGAAAGACAAAACACCCUCUAUAUGAAGAGGAGCACAGUAGAAAAGUGGAGGGAAGAAAUAUCACAGUCAUCAUCCACACUGACCUGCUCAACCCAAAACUCUCCAUAUCACAGAUCAUACAGAAAGUGUCAGAACUGUCUUCUCCAGAACCUGAUGUGAUCAUACUGGUGCUGCAGCAUUAUGAUUUUAGUGAGGAGAAUAGAGGGAGAUUAUCUUUUGUGUUGAGCCGCUUUGGUGAGCAGUUGAAGAACCGCACACUGGUGUUGACCACUGACAGAGAGACACGCGGUGCUGGACUGACAUCUGGGAAAGAGAAUAAAUGUAUUCACCAAAUAACUGCAGAAUGUGGAGGAGGACAUCUUCAUCUUCAAACACAACAGCGCUCUGAAAUACUUACAAAAGUAGAUGAAAUAAUAAAGUGUGAAUAUUCCAGCAGCACAAGAUUUAAGGAGACACAACCGGACACUUCGGUGGAUCAUGGAGACAGCAUACUUACGAGAGCUUUGAAAUCUGGGGUGUCGAAGAUUAGCUGGCCUCGAAAACACAAACUGAACCUGGUGUUGUGUGGAAGUGAUGCAGAUCUGAAGACCUCCGUAUCAAAACUCAUAAGAGGGAUAAAGACUUCAACAUCAGGACAAAGAUCCAGUUCAGAGUGUGUGAAGAGAGAAGGGGAGGUGUGUGGACGUCUGAUCACUCUGGUGGAGCUUCCAGCACUUUCUCAGCUCUCAGAAGAGGAAGUGAUGCGUCAAUCUCUCCACUCUGUGUCUCUCUGUGAUCCUGGAGUUCAUGUUUUCCUCCUCAUUAUUCCUGUUGGUCCACUCACUGAUGAAGAAAGAGCAGAAAUAGAGAUGAUCCAGAAGAUAUUUUAUUCAAGAGAUCACUUCAUGGUGCUUUUCACCUCUAGAAUCCCUGUUAAUGAACCUUUGAUUGAUCUUGCUAAAUCUAUCAUAAAUUCUCAGAGUCUCUGUGGAGGUCGACACAAAGUGAUGGGAUUAAAUAAACAUGACAACACCAAACAGAUCCCAGAACUGCUGGAUUAUAUAGAGAACAUGAAGACUGAACCCUAUUCACUUCAGAUGUGUGUGAGAGCUCAAGAGAAGAGAGGAAUAGAUGAAACAGAGGAGAAAUAUAAAGAAGAACUGAAGAGAAUGGAGAAUGAAAUCAAAGAACUACAAGAGAAGCUUCUGAGAUACGGUGCUGAAGGUGAAUCACAAGAUCUGAAGUGUUUGCGAUUUGUGCUGAUCGGGAGGACAGGAAGUGGAAAGAGUGCAACAGGAAACACUAUUCUAGGGAGAGAAGAGUUUGAUACUGAACUCAGCUCAGUUUCAGUGACGAGUGUUUGUCAGAAGGGAGUUGGUGAAGUUGAUGGUAAAUCAGUAGCUGUUGUAGAUACUCCAGGACUGUUUGACACGUCACUGUCAAAAGAACAAGUGGUGGAUGAAAUCAUGACAUGUGUUUCACUGUCAGCACCUGGACCUCAUGUCUUCAUCAUCGUGUUGAGUUUGGGAAGGUUUACUCAGGAGGAGAUGGACACUGUAGAUCUGAUAAAGAAGAUCUUUGGUCCAAAAGCUGCUCAGUUCAGUAUUGUUCUGUUCACUAGAGGAGAUGAGUUGGGAAAAACAUCUAUACAGUCAUUCAUAGAGAAGAGUGCAGAUCUCAAGAAACUGAUCAGAGACUGUGGAAACAGAUACCUGGUCUUUAAUAACAGAGAAGAACGAGACCGAACUCAAGUCUCACAUCUGUUGAACAUGAUAGAGCAGAUGAUCAGCAACAACACAAACAGAUACUUCACUAAUGACAUGUUUGAGGAGGCAGAGAUGUCCAUUAAAAAGAGAAUGGAGGAAAUAUUAGAAGAGAAAGAGAGAGAAAUUCAGGCUCAGAAAGAGGAAUUAAAAGUCAAAUAUGAGAUGGAAAUGAAAGACAUGAUGAAGAGACUGGAGGAAGAGAAACAAAAGAAAGAAGAGGAAAGAGUGCAGAUGGAGAACAAGUUCAGAGAAAAAGAGGAAAAUGUCAGAAAACUGUUUGAAGAGAAAGAAAAAACAGAACAGAAGAAACGAGAGAUGGAGGAUCAGAAACGAUCAGAAGAGGAAAAACAACAGAAAGAUGAAUAUAAUAAAACAAUAGAAGACAUGAAGAGAGAGAUUGAAAAUCAGAGAUCACAGUAUGAAAAACAGCAGAAAGAAAGAGAAGAAGAAGAUAGAAAGAAAGAAGAGAAAUACAAACACGAUCAAGAAAAGAUUAAAAAUGAGCAAGAACGAAUCAUAACAGAAUUAAAACUAAAACAAGAAGAGGAAAGAAAAAAGAGAGAUUCAGAUGAACGAAAGAGGAAAAUACAAGAAGAGAAAGAAAGAAAAGAAUGGGAGAGAAAAAUAAAAGAGGCUGAAAAUGACAGAAAAGAGAUUCAAGAGGAUGUUAAAGGACAACAGAGAGAAUGGGAGGAUGAAAAGAAAAGACAGAUGAGUAAAAGAGAGGAAGAGGAAAGAAAGAGAAGAGAGAGACACGAGAAACAGCUGAGAGAAAAACAAGAAGAACUGGAGAACAUGAGAAAGACAUUUGACAGAGAGAGAGAAGAAGAAAGACAGAAGAGAGAGGACGAGAGACUACAAGACAGAAGAGAGAGAGAACAGAAAGAGAGAGAAUAUGAACAGAUGAAAGAUGAAAUGAAAAGACAUUAUGAACAGCAGGAACGAAAGAUGAAAGAGGAGUGGGAGAGAAGAAAACGAGAGGAUGAUGAAAGACGAGAAGAAGAGAGAAAGAAAUGGGAGAAAAAGAUUGAAGAUCUGAAACAAGAGCGAGAGACAGAGAUCAAGAGAAGAGAUAAAGAGGAGAGAGACAGAAGAGAAAGAGAAGAAAAACAGCGUGAAGAAAUGAAACAGAAACAUGAAGAAGAAAUGCAGAAGAUGAAGAGGAAACAUGAAGAUGAAGCCAGAAAACAAGCAGAAGAAUUAAAUUAUUUCAGAGAGAGAAAAGGGAAACAUGUUCAAGAACUCAAAGAGAUGCUCGAAGAACAUCAAAAACAACGUGAAUUACUGGAAAAACUUUUUCAACACUUCAAAGAUGAAAAAACUGAAGAAGUGAAAGAGCUUAAAGAAGAAAUCAAUGAACUGAGAAACAAGCCAUAUUGUGUCAUUCUGUGAGAUUCUUGUUUACUGGGAUGUUGUUUAGUUUUAAUUUUCUUGUUGUUAUAUCUACAGUAUAUACUCUAUAUGUGUAACUGCAUUAAAUCACUUCUUUAUGUUCUAUAUAGUCAAAUACAUGAAAUACUCACAUCUUAUCAUUUCAUAAUAAACACACUUUUAUAAAUGAUAACACUUGUGUUCACUGAUACUGUUAGACACACACACACACACACUAAGUGGCGGUGACGUCACCACAAUGCUUGUGCUAGGCUAUGUGCACGUUAAGGUCACGUGAAAUGUUGAACGCCCGCUGGCAGGAGGUCACGGGACCGAUCCAACAGGUGACACGGGUCGACUGACUGCGAUGACUGGCUGAUGCACCACCUGUGCCCCCUACUGUGCCAACUUGCUGUGCUUUAGCCACCCGAAACACUUCUCGUUGUUGUGAGUGUUGCUCCUCUGCGCUCCGUUGUUGGUGGAGGGCGACUGCCUCCAACUGGCCAGCAGCAUCCUUCACAAACCUCCUCCAAAGAGGCCGAUCUUGACACCGCUGGUACCAGCCAUCGGCAAGUCCAGUCAGCUCCACAUCCUCCUGUACCACAUCACUCCAUCUCGUGCCGCGCCCACUUAGACCCCUCUACCCGCCGAACAAAACCUGUUUAGGCAUGCGGUGGCCGGGCAUGUGGGCUACAUGAGCCAACGCAACCUUGUGGCCGAGACACAAUCACACACAUGCACACACACACACACACUCUCAAACACACUCAUACGAACACACAGACACACACAUUUACCUUUCUCAAGCCAUAAAAUCUAUUAAUAUUGUGCAGGAAAUACUUUUUAAUUGAAGUGAUGUAGUUUAUAUCAUAAUAGGAAUACUAUACCUGUGUCUGAAUGACUCAUUUGGUUGUGCAUUGACUUUAUUUAACAUGAUAGUAGGGGUUGGGCGAUAAAACUAUCUUGAUAUUUAUAUUAUAUAAAUAUUUUCAGUACAGCAGACACAUUCUAGUAAAUGUCCCUAAAUGCUAAGACACACCCUUGGAUAUAAUUCAAUGUUCAAAAUGUAGUCUAUGCACCCAUAAGUUCAUCUCAUAGACAUAUGUGUGCAGAUACAUUUGUAAUCAGAACAGUAAAGAACAGAAUCAGAGUGUGUUAGAACGGUCUCUUCAGCUGUCUUGCAUUAGGAUGCAUUUUUGGUGAUAUGAUCACAAGUGGUCAGCCCUAAAAACAGGUGGAAACAAGUGCCAAAAUGUUUUGUGAUAGGAUCACAAAGAACUACAUGUGUAGUCAAAAACACAUGUGACCACAUCACAUUUGUGUCUUUCAUCACACACACACAAGAAUGAGAUCUCACAGAUGUUAUUUAGUGUGUCUGAUAUACAGCAGACAGAAGACACACAAACACAUCGGAAACACAACUACUCAACUAAAAUAACAGAGAAUUUCAGAUACAUCUGGGACGGUUUUUCCAUGAUUUCUUUGUCUUGGUUUAUUAUCAUGUAUUAACACACAAACGUGACUUAAUGAAAAGGAGACUCUCUCCUCUACAGGAAUCAUAAUUGCUCACAGAAGAUGCAUUAAAGUGACCAGGAGGAAACAGCCAUGUGUCUCGACUGACCACAAAACUGCAUCUGAAAGCAGGUGGAAACCGGCCUGAUGUGUAGCGUAUUUAAUAUGAUAAAUGUACACUGCACGGGUUAAAGUGUCGUGUACAUUACCAUUAUUUGUAAGGGAAACAGCAUGUGUGAGCUAGGAAUUAAAUUAAACAGUCCUAUUUCUACAUUACUCUGUACGGAAAUGUAUAAUGAAAUCAGUCGCGCUUGACAUCCGUUAUAAUUUAGAUAAUGACAAAUAACUAGA